AGGGUGAGUGUAGUCAUUUUUAAUAUUACAGCUAGAGUUGUUGUAAAAUGCGAAGAAUUAAGAAUAGAGGAAUAGUUAAAAUUAAUCACUUUUCAAAUGGGGGGAGGUACAAAUUAUGGACCUCCGUUUUAGUAGACAUUAGAGAUCUUAAAAGAAAACUAAGAAUAUGAUAAGUAUAAAAUUGUUUAAUUAUAAGUUCUGUAAUUCUCUUUUACACUGAUGGGGAAGCUACAUACCCUCAGAAGGUAAUUGAAUAGUAUGGCGCAUUAUCAAAAAAAAUGAAAGAUUCAAUUUAUUUUUUAGCUUGUUCAUAGCCUAUUAAAUCUUCAUCACUAAAUGAGAUUUUAAACUUUUUUAAGAGAGAAUUUAUUUACUCAGAAUGGAGAGAUCAAAUAACACCAAGUGACCUUAAUAAAAAUUGGGCAGAAAUGAUAUCUUAAGCGCAUCUUGAUAAGUAUAAAGCCUGA
This is a messenger RNA of Paramecium octaurelia, 467 nucleotides long. The record is from the annotation of a GenBank genome assembly. NCBI's taxonomy places the organism in Eukaryota, Ciliophora, Oligohymenophorea, Peniculida, Parameciidae.